Aspergillus pseudoviridinutans is the source of this 219-nucleotide messenger RNA. RefSeq lists its product as uncharacterized. Bases 1 to 219 code for a protein of 72 amino acids. The record is from RefSeq and is a predicted model, not a curated record. NCBI's taxonomy places the organism in Eukaryota, Fungi, Ascomycota, Eurotiomycetes, Eurotiales, Aspergillaceae. The transcript has 2 exons.
AUGGCGAUAUUAUUACGGAGAGAUUGCGACGCGAGUAACGCCAACUCAGCCGCUUGCGAGAAACCGGUCAGCGAUUUCCUCAAGACAGGCGUGCCGGGGAUUAUCGUUGGGAUACUCGUCCUAAUUGCCGUCUGCGUAUGCUGCUAUCUGCUCUGGCGAAACAAGAAGCGAGACGCGCGCGAGGCGGAGGAAGCGCGUGGUUGGAAUCUGGACAAAUAG